Molecule: messenger RNA, 4277 nt
Organism: Osmerus eperlanus (European smelt)
Lineage: Eukaryota; Metazoa; Chordata; Actinopteri; Osmeriformes; Osmeridae
Gene: arhgap20b
Product: Rho GTPase activating protein 20b
Exons: 15
Coding region: 215-3517 (1100 amino acids)
Biological process (GO): regulation of Rho protein signal transduction; signal transduction
Molecular function (GO): GTPase activator activity
Source: RefSeq, a predicted model, not a curated record
UCUGUGACUCGCAGUGGAACUCUCUCCGAGGGACUUUGAGACAGACUCAUCAUUCUGUCACAUCAAGUAGUCCUGACGGGGAUCUUCUUUUUAGAAACUUUUAUUUAUCAGCAAUAGACUUAUUUUUCCUAUGUGGUGGAUGAGAUAGGUAUCUUAGAUCUGCAGAACACAACAACACAGCAUGUGAAUUAGUUUGACUUUUUCUGAGCUAAAGAUGACCCCUCAACAAAGUGUUGGCCCCAAUUCCAAAGCAAACAGCAAUGAGUCAAGAAUUCAAGAGAAAGAGAAGAAAAUGAAAACGACGCUUCAGCGAGGACAGACUGGCCAGUCAGCCAUCGCUAAGGCAUUUGGGAAACCACGGGGCCACAACAGGGGUGCUGCCCAGGCCUCGACACCCAGAGCAGGGCAGGUCAAGAGCCUGAUGUCCCAGAUGUCAGAGUUUGUCAUGGAGGAGCGCGUGCAGCUAAGCACAGGCCGGCAGAUUCAGGAGAGACACUUGUUCCUCUUCAACGAUACCCUCAUCAUCGCAAAAUCAAAGUCAUCAUCAAGCCUGAAGCUGAAAGUAAGAGUGAGCCUGUGUGAGGUGUGGCUGUCGUUGUGUACGGACGAGGUUGCGGAGAGCAAAUUGAGCAACAAGCAGUCCUUCGUCAUCGGCUGGCCUGUCACUAAUUAUGUGGUGACCUUCAGCUCAUAUGAGAUAAAGGAGAAGUGGCUGUUAGCUUUACAAUGGCAAAUCAACAAAUCCAAAGAAGGGGAAUAUCCGAAUAAUGUCAACAUGAAAAUUGUUGUCAUGGACACGGGAAAGAGUGCAAUGGUGGCCGUGAAUGUGGACAGCAAGGAUGAUGUAAAUAAAAUCAUUAGGAUUGUCGCCCAACAGUUGGGUCUCUCAGGCCGGCCGGCUGACUACCGUCUUUGGGUCAUCCUGGGGAAAGAUGAAGCUCCACACCCCCUCAUCGGUCAUGAGCUUCCCUACAGCAUCAUCCUUCACUGCCUGAGGGAAAGUGCCGGCCUGCGAUCAACCAUCUCUACCAACCUGCCGACUGUGGAUGGCCGACUCUUCCUUGAUCAGCUGCUGAAAGAAGCAUCUGGUCAACGUUUCAUCCUGAGGGCCAAGUCCGUCAGUGGAGGUCAGGGAGGAACAGCACAUUCGUCUCAAAGACACGUAAAGAGGAAGAAGUCCCUGAUAGACUGGGCUCUGAGGCGGGGGUCUCCCUGCCCCUCACAAUCACUUUCUCAUUCCUCAGCUUCUUCUCAGAAGCUCUUCGGCCAGGGGCUGUCCUCCAUCUGUCACCAUGGAAACCUCCCCAGACCAAUUAUGGACAUGCUGUACCUGCUGUACCAAGAGGGAGCAAACACGACAGGGGUCUUCCGUCGCUCAGCCAACGCUAAAACAUGCCGUGAGCUGAAGGAGAAACUGAACUCGGGGGGCACUGUUCAGUUGGAAGGGGAGUCUGUGUUUGUGGCUGCAGCCGUCGUAACUGACUUUCUUCGUAACCUCCCUGGCAGUGUGCUUAGCUCUGGUCUCUACGGACAGUGGAUGGAGGCCUUGGAGGGUGUGGAUAAGAUUGAGAUGAUACAAAGGAUGCUGAGGAAGCUUCCGGCUGAUAACAUCACUCUGCUGCGCUACCUGUUUGGCCUUCUGUACCACAUUCAGGAACACUCACAACACAACCAGAUGAACGCCUUCAACCUGGCCCUGUGCAUCGCUCCCAACAUGUUGUGGCCCCCAGGACCCACUGCACCGGAAGAAGAGAGUCAGUCCACCAAGAAGGUUGCAGCUCUCAUACAGCUCCUCAUCGAAAAUACUCCAACCAUAUUUGGAGAUGAUGUUCAGAGGAUUUUUACUGAACCAAAGAUUGAAUCUGAAACAUCGAAAGAGUCUUGCCAGCAGCUCUACGGUCUAGACGACUGGGACCCAGAGAGGCCAGACACUUCUCCCUCCACAGAGAGAAAACCAGAUCUCGUGGCUCGAAGAAAACUGGUCUUGAAGAAGGAUAAAGAGCUCUUCGACUUCCUGGACGAGACUGACUUUUUGAAAAGGCCACACAUCAACGAGGAUGGCGCGUGUAGCUGGGAGAAUAUAAAGGAGAUGUCUGCCUGUUCCAGCAGCUCCUCCCUGGUGGGCCCCCGGGACCUCACCUCAGCCAGAGACCGUUGUGCCUCUGAACCCAGCGUGUGUCUGGGCUCCCCCCAGCUCCCUGCAAAGAUCCACAUCCCAGUGGCCCGCCAGUCCAGCUGUGAUGCUGCUAUGAUGUGUGGCCAGGACGCUCCCAUCCGUCCUGGUGAGGAGCUGAAGAGGGCCAACGGUUCGAAGCUUGUCAGCGGCCGGUCUACCUUCCUGCGCUCUCCACAGGCCGCCUCCAGGGGCUGGCACCACGCCCAGCGGUUACUGACCUCCAGCAGGUCGAGUGCCUCCAGCCUCUCGUCCACAGCCACCUCCCCUUCCGGCUCGUCUCUGAGCUCCAUAGACAGCGCCUUCUGCUCCGACUCGCUGUCUUUCCCCAGCGAAGGCAGCUCCCUGCCCUUCCUGUUUGGCUCCUCAGCACGCCUACGGCCCCUGACACCUGACACUCCAAAGAAGUUCCCGAAAGACUGGAGUGUUGCGUUCCCCAUGCCGGAGGAUUUGGAGUGGUGCAACGAGGAUGAUGAGGGGGAGGAAGAAGGUGUAGGAGAGACAGAGUUCUACCAGUCCACAUGCACUCAGAAUAGUAAGGAGCCUAAUCUUCUAUCGCCUAGUCUCUUCAAACUGAAAGGGAGACAAAAGCCUGACUUUCAUCUGACGGGAAGAGAGAGGGAGGACUCUCUCAGGAGGGGAGGAGAGCAGGUGCACUGGAAGGAGAAGAACGAAGCCCCUGUGACAUCAGACGAAACAUCAAUCGCUCACAUUCAACUGAAAAAAACAGCCAAUGUGGAGGUUGCUGGAAAAAACAACAGAGAGGAGGUGAAGAGGACCAAAAUAACAUUCCUCUCAGCUUCAAAUGCGACACUGGUGAGAAGCCAGUCCGACCACUUAGAAGCUGGCUGUGGAGUGUCUCUGGUGACCGACACAAGGGGAGAACGGCAAGAGGAUGUAGAGCUGCUGAGCAAAACAGUCAAGCUCCACAUUCCCCAAACUGUGUUCUACGGCCAGAACAGUUCCCUGGUUCUACAAUCUGUUUCAACCAGACAGCCUCCCAAUGCCAGAGAUGACAAAGUAGCAUUGUUCCAAACCAGUUUGGACCGUGGUGAUGUGACGUUAGGACAGCUGGGUGGAGGGAACCUCCCUCCACAGUUGUCCUCCAAAACCUUCACCAAGGCUACAAGCUCCAUCAGUCACACAAUUAGAAUUAAACUGCCGGCAACAGUCCGAAACACAGUCAGAGAGUACUUCAGUUACAGCGAUAGCAAGAGCUGCAACACUGAAGCAAAAGCGGUGGAAAAAGAACUGCUGCUGAGCAAACAGCAGUGGAAAAGUAGAAUGUUUGAUCAAAAAGAGAAACCUUCGAAGCUGUCGCAGGGAGAAGACUCCUUUGUGUAGAGGGUGAAAUUUGUGUUUUUAGGUGUGGCAUGGUUAUGAGAAGGUAAAUAGAAAAAAGGCGAUAAGAAAAAAUGUACAUUCCAGGUAUGAACAUAGAUCAAGAGGAGUCUAGAAGGUUCUUCUCGGUAGAAUAAACCAUUUAAGUUAGAUUUUAUGCCACUACAAAUCCGAGAUGAUUUGGCUCCCUGUGGUUCCAAUUCACGUUCCAAACAUAUCUUUUGUGAUGAAAGAUCAUGUAAAUGACAUGUGAAGUCAGUCAGAUUGAGCAUAUUUCAACAACACACCUUUACAGAUGUCAAUCUGAGAAAAUGACAACCAUUCUCCAGCAUUCACUACUGACACUGAAAGUCUUUUUGCAAGGGUAACACGGAACACAUAAUCAAACACUAUUAUGUAUACAGACCCAAAUAAAUUACAUUCACUGGAAAUAGUAGGGGAUUGAAUAGGUAGAUAAUACAUGACUUGUGUACAGGAAAUGUUCAUACUUAUAGGUCUCUGUAAAGGAAAUGUUCAAUACUUAUAGACCUACGUACAGGAAUACUAAGAACUAGGUUUUUAUUAGUUAACCUUAUUUAUAAACUCUGUGAAUACAUGUAUGUGACUUCCAACAUUUCAACUUUAUUUAAUUGUAAAUGAUGAAUCAAUCUAUUUACUAUAAGUAGUCAAAGAUGUUUGUUAACCCCAGAAGUAAAAGUGUUGUCCUCCUGUAUACAAGCAAACUGUUAUAACACUGCUUGAAGAGUAAAUCAUUAUGAACUUA